AGGGAAUGUCAAGUACAGAGCAUGACUCGGAGGUAGGUCUGCUGGCAACACAAACAUCUAUCUGAAGGAGGUUUUCGGGUCCACAGGACAUAAAAGCAAGUUGUCCUUCUACCGUACCCCUCAACUUUUUUUCUAGAGUCCAUCUCACAUCUUACAAACAAUGCGUCUCUCCUUCAUCCUCGCCGUUGCUGCUGCUUUCAAGUUGACAGUGUCUAUGCCACUUGUCAGUGAUGAGAGUGACUGUCCCUUCUACUGCGGCAGCAGCGAAACUGUUUGUUGCUCCAAUGCUCUAUGUGAGCCGAUGAGGAAUGAAGAGGGUGUAGUGAGUAUGAGUAGUUUUCAUCUAACCUCGCGGCUUACCGGCGUGGCAGCCUCUCUUGUUUGUGUGUAUGAAUAUCGACUGACCCACCGAGUUACACAAACUACACUGGAAAACUACCUUAUCAUAUAUCAUGUACAUUACGUACAGCUCGACGCACGUCCGCACCAUUAUUCAUGAAGUACUAUGCAUCGCAUCUGGUCGUGCGAGGUUAUGUUUUGAUGACAGAGUCUCCUUGAUGGUGACGUCACGCGUCUUACAAGCCAAGUUUUCUGUCUUCCCAGCUUCAUCCCAAAUUUGAUCACAGCUCCAGGAAUCGUCGUGUCACCUAUCCCAAAC
This is a messenger RNA of Suillus bovinus, 658 nucleotides long. RefSeq lists its product as uncharacterized. NCBI's taxonomy places the organism in Eukaryota, Fungi, Basidiomycota, Agaricomycetes, Boletales, Suillaceae. The transcript has 4 exons. The coding region runs from base 161 to 499 and encodes 112 amino acids. The record is from RefSeq and is a predicted model, not a curated record.